AUGUCUACUUCGCAUUUUAUUGAACCUUUUUUAUCUGAAGAUGAGGAUGAAUACUGCCCAUUAUGCAUUGAGCCGUUAGAUUUAAGUGAUAAACAUUUCAAGCCUUGCCCGUGUGGUUACCAAAUAUGUCAAUUUUGUUAUAAUAAUAUUCGUACAAAUCCAGAGCUAAAUGGUCGUUGUCCCGGUUGUAGACGUAAAUAUGACGAUGAAUCCGUUGAAUACGUUCAACUAUCUCCAGAAGAGUUGAAAAUGGAACAGGCCAAACAGGCUAAAAAGGAGAGGGAACGUAAGCAAAGAGAAAAAGAACGUAAGGAAAGUGAACACGCUACAAGGAAACAUUUGGCUAACAUGAGGGUUAUUCAAAAAAACUUGGUUUACGUUGUUGGUUUAAAUCCACCAGUACCAUAUGAAGAAGUUUCCUCUUUAUUAAAGUCUGAUAAAUAUUUCGGUCAAUAUGGAAAAAUUACGAAGAUUGUAGUUAACAAAAAACAACAAUCACAAAGCGAUCAUAGUUAUCACGCAGGGUAUGGUGUAUAUGUUACUUUUUUCAGAAAAGAAGAUGCUGCUAAAUGCAUCAGCGCAGUGGAUGGAACUUAUAUGGAUGGUAGAUUGGUUAAAGCCGCUUAUGGUACUACUAAAUAUUGCUCCUCUUAUUUAAGAGGCCAGGCUUGUCCUAAUCCAAAUUGUAUGUUUUUACAUGAGCCCGGUGAAGAGGCUGAUUUGUUUAAUAAAGCCCAUGGCAAUAACAAUAAUGGUGCUGGGAAUGGAAGUGGUAACAGUAGCGGUAUAAGUGGUGGUAUCUCAGGUCAGUUUUCCCUUAGAGGAGCUUAUACUAGUACGUCUCAUCACAGCGCUUUGCCAAAGCCUAUUCAACCAUUGAAAGCAUCUAAUAGUGGUAUCGCAACUAUGUCUGGUACUUCUGUUAAUAGUGGCGGUAACUCUGCUGGCGGUAGCUACUCAUCGUCAGGCCCAAACUCUGAUAUUUUGCAUGCCAGCACUAACAAUAAUACUAGUUCUACCGUAUCAUCUGCACAUGCAACGCCUACCUUAACGCCAGCUGCGCCUGUUCCAUCAACUUCAAAUCCAUGGCAUGUUAAAUCAACACCAAUUUUAUCUUCCGCUACAGUGGCUACCUCUAAUGUUAAUACUAAUAAUGAUGUUACUACUCCAACUUCUGCCGCUACUACCGUCAACAAUUUCAAUCCUGCUUUAAAUUCCUCAGGCUCAACUGGUAAUCCAUGGCUAACACGAUCAGGGACUCCGUUAGCAAGUACGUCAAGUGCCACCUUGAAAUCUGUUGCGUUCCCAACGUUAGGCGAAGCUUUAAGCCAAACUAGCACUCCUACUUCUGGUUCCUCUUCAAAAAUUGCCUCAAUUAAGAAAGGCAACAAUAAUGCUACUAAUACUAGUACUGUUAAUGAUAACAGCAAUAUUAGUAAUAAUAAUAAUAAUAAUAAUAAUAAUAGUAAUGUUAUCGAAGGUAACAUCAAUUCUCAUUCAUCCAAAGAUACAAAUUCCAGUAAUGCCAAUACUAAAGGUAGUGAUAAAAACGACAUUCGCAAUAUUUUUGAUAAUAGUUUUUCCAAAAGCUUUUAUGAAAAUGCUAAUGAAUAUGAUCCUUGUGGUACCGCUUUGAAAUUUUUGGAUGAAACUUUAUAUUUUCUAUCUAAUUUCAAGGAUACAAAAAUUCAUUUGAAAACAUCCUUAUUGGAAGGAACAGACAAAGAAAAUAUUGAAAAUACGCAUUGCUUAUUUUCAUUUGAAAAGGUUAAAGUUUCUAAAAAUUCUCAAGGCAUAUUACGAUCAAAAUUAAUCAAGAAAUUGGCUGUACAACCUGUUGAUUACACUAAUGAUACUGUUUCUCUUCUAAAUAUUUUAAAUAAUGUUCAAAUUCCAACCCAAUUAUUUGCUUCAGUUUUACAACAACAACAACAACAACAACAACAACAACAACAGCAACAGCAACAGCAACAGCAACAGCAACAGCAACAGCAACAGCAACAGCAACAGCAACAACAGCAACAGCAACAGCAACAGCAACAACAGCAACAGCAACACCAACAACAGCAACAACACCAGCAGCACCAGCACCACCAACAAAUUAAUGCUAAUCAACUUCCACCUCAAUUACAUAUGACCCCAGAUAUGAUUAGCGCCCAAUUACAACAACAACAACAAGGAAUUCCACCACCAGGUUUUUUUACUCCCCAAGUGAAUAAUAUUUUAAUGGGACAUGGUAGUCCAAUGAUCCAACAACAAUCCCAACAGCCUCAACAUACAGCACACAAUGUUUCCUCAGACUUAUUAAAUCAAUUAAUUAAUGGUAAGAAAAUGAUUGCUCCCAACUAA
Molecule: messenger RNA, 2349 nt
Organism: Saccharomycodes ludwigii
Lineage: Eukaryota; Fungi; Ascomycota; Saccharomycetes; Saccharomycodales; Saccharomycodaceae
Gene: MOT2
Product: CCR4-NOT core ubiquitin-protein ligase subunit MOT2
Exons: 1
Coding region: 1-2349 (782 amino acids)
Biological process (GO): protein ubiquitination
Cellular component (GO): CCR4-NOT complex
Molecular function (GO): metal ion binding; ubiquitin-protein transferase activity; RNA binding
Source: RefSeq, a predicted model, not a curated record